UUCUGUCAUCAACCCGAGUCUCUGAUAACCCCCCUUUUCGGGUCUUCGGAGUCCGUGCUGUUGUUAUUAACAAAGGGAGCCCGAGAGCCCCAGAGAGGGACUGAGGGAGACCGAAGAAGAACGAGGCUGAGCCUGAGAUGUCGAGAGCCCUGCGGCCUCCCAAUGGUUCUUGUAAAGGCGCCCGAGGUUGGGAGGGAGCACCCAGGAGGAAGGGAACUGCAUGGAGUGGAGUAACAGGGAAAGAGAGAGGAGCCACGAGAAGAUAAAAGGAGGGGAGAAGGGAAGAGACGGAGGGCCAGGCCUGGAGCCAGGAGGCCCUGGGUUCAAAUCUAGACUUGGACACUUCCUAGCUACGGGACCCUGAGCGAGUCACUUAGCCCCAAAUGCCCAGCCUUUGCUGCUCUUCUUAGAACAGGUACUAAGAAAGGGUCGGGUUCAGAAAGGGGGGAAGGAGAAAGGAAGGAGCCCGAGGCUGCCCGAUCGGGUCCUGCUCCCAUUGGCCCAUCCAGCUGAGACGAGGAAAGUCCCGGGCAGCCGUCUACAGACCCCCCCAAAGCCGCCACUUCCUUCCUCCCUGACCCUGGUGGAGCCUGAGCAAAUCUGGGCGAGGCUUUUGGUUUCCCAAGAAGUGGCUCAGCCUUCCCAGGGCAGAGCCUCGCUCCAGUCCAGCGUGAGCGUCGGGAGAGCCGGAGGCCCCACAGCCGUGCCAGCCCGCACUCCGUCUGUACCUCCAUUCCGAGCCAUGCGCUGGUGGGGCCUCUUCCUCCUCCUGGACCUCGCCAGAGCUGCUGAAGCCGAGGCCGGCGGCGACCCCUUCCUCAAGUGCUUCCUGGACCCGGACUACGGGGAGCUAAUGGACCUGGUGGCCCGGGGCCUCAACCACACCACUCGCCCCCAGCACGUGGCAGUGGUGGGGGCUGGCAUAGCCGGGCUGGUGGCGGCCAAGGUGCUGGAGGACGCCGGGCACAAGGUCACCGUGCUGGAGGCCAGCGACAGAGUGGGAGGCCGGAUCCUGACGCACAGGGAUGAGAAGACGGGCUGGACCGGCGAGCUGGGGGCCAUGAGGAUCCCGUCGAGCCACCGGAUCCUCCUGCGGCUCUGCGCCCGCCUCGGCCUCCCCCUGGCCCCGUUCCUUCAGUAUGACAUGAACGCGUGGACCGAGGCCAACGGGGUGAAGCUUCGCAACUUUGUGGUGGAGCGGGCGCCCGAGAAGCUGGGCUACCCGCUGCGGCCCUCCGAGGAAGGCCGGGCCCCGGAGGCCAUCUACCAGAUGGGCCUGGACAAGGCCCUCUCGGACCUCAAGCACCUGGGCUGCUCUCAGAUGAUCAAGAAGUUUGAAAGCUACUCCCUCCUGGACUACCUCGUGGGGGAAGGGAACCUGAGCCUGGCCGCGGUGCACCUGCUGGGGGACGUGCUGGCGGAGGACGGCUUCUUCUCGCUCAGCUUCACCGAGGCCCUGAGGGCCCACAGCCUCCUCAACGACCGGCUCAGGUACUGGCGCAUCCGCGACGGCUGGGACCAGCUGCCGCGGGCCCUCCUGCUCUCCCUGUCGGGCCCUGUCCUGCUCCAGGCCCCCGUGCUCGAGGUGUCCCAGCACGGCACAGGCGCCUCCGUGCUCUACCGUGACCUCCGGAGGCCCGGGCGCCCGCUGACCCUGGCCGCAGACCGCGUCCUCCUGGCCACCACGGCCCCGGCCCUGAGCCGCAUCCGCUUCCAGCCCCCGCUGUCCCCGCCUCUCCGCCGGGCCCUCCGCAACAUCCACUACGUCCCGGCCACCAAGGUCUUCCUGGGCUUCCGCGAGGCUUUCUGGGAGGACGAGGGCAUCGCCGGGGGGCACUCCAACACCGACCGGCCCGCCCGCACCCUCUACUACCCGCAGGGCUCUGGGGGGAAGGCCGGGGGCCUCCUCCUCGCCUCCUACACGUGGGCUGACGCCACAGAGACCUUCGCGGGCCUGGCCGAGGACGAGGCCCUGGGCCUGGCCCUGGAGGACGUCGUCGCCCUCCACGGGGAGAAGGUCCGCGGGCUCUGGGACGGGCGGGGGGCCGUGAAGCGCUGGGCGGAGGAUCCCCACAGCCAGGGCGGCUUCGUGAUGCAGCCCCCUCGGCCCCGGCCCGAGCGAGCCCGCGAGCCCUGGGACUGGACGAGGCCCGAGGGCCGCCUGCACUUCGCCGGGGAGUACACGGCGCUCCCCCACGGCUGGGUGGAGGGGGCCAUCAAGUCAGGGCUGCGGGCGGCCCAGAGCAUCCACGAGGCCGCCUAGGAGCCCGGCACCUGGGCACGGACGACGGAAAGACCCAAUUAAAGGAUUUGUAGAACGAGGU
Monodelphis domestica (gray short-tailed opossum) is the source of this 2324-nucleotide messenger RNA. It is a transcript of the gene IL4I1, whose product is annotated as interleukin 4 induced 1. Gene Ontology annotation, molecular function: L-amino-acid oxidase activity. The record is from RefSeq and is a predicted model, not a curated record. Gene Ontology annotation, biological process: amino acid catabolic process. Lineage: Eukaryota; Metazoa; Chordata; Mammalia; Didelphimorphia; Didelphidae.